Phytomonas sp. EM1 is the source of this 1075-nucleotide messenger RNA. The record is from the annotation of a GenBank genome assembly. NCBI's taxonomy places the organism in Eukaryota, Euglenozoa, Kinetoplastea, Trypanosomatida, Trypanosomatidae.
GUAUGCAUUACCAAUACACAGAAUAAAAAGGUAUUUUAGAAUGUAUUGAAACAAUAAACACGUAGCAUGUGUAACCAUCACUAUCAAUGAAUGGCAGGCAAUGAAGGGCUCGUUAGUCAGGGACCCUAGUUUUCUUUACAUGGUGCACUUUUAAAUCCAAUCUAUUCUUUCAAUAUGCCCAAGCCCUUCUUUCACAACGGAACGGCCUUCGCAAGCGCCGAAAUUGGCCUCUUCCUAUUUACGAACGUAGAUAUUGGAAUUUGCUGGGCUACUUCUUUUCCUUAAUAUCGCUUGAACGACCGCUUCCAGGGAGUUUUCCUUAUUUAUUCAUCUCGCCAAAUUUACUUUGCUGUGAUGUUCAUUUGAAAGCGGAGCAAGUUAAAAUAUCUGUGUCCCACAUAUUUACUGAUUCCCUUAGGGGCUUUAGAAAUUGAAUUAUCGUAUCUUUUUGAUUCUCUAAUCAUGAUCCCCCAACGUCGAAUUUCGGGAAACUAAUUCCAUCCGUGCCACACUUUCUGCCUUGCUUUACUAUCCCUAAUUUUUUUUGUCAUCAUCAUUAUUUUGGUUGCACUUCACUCAGUGAGUGCUUAUUAUCGUUCUCCGGGGCUCAUUUUUUUGUUUGUAGAAUGCCAUGCCGCUCCUGGAAUGGACAAACAGUGCUCGUAGUGGAAUCCCCUUAAUGGAUUAUGAUGCAGAGUACGUUUCGUUAGUCGAAAAAAGCGCUACUAUUCUUCAACUUGUGCAUGGACGUCGUUCUGGUCACUCUGACCUGAUUAGUCUCCAAAAAGUGACUCCUACACUAGCCAAUCAUACACCCUUAGACCCAAACAUCCAAAUAUCCCCCCCAAUAAACCGCGGUGCUAAGUCUGAUUCUUUUGGAGAACGCGAGUUAAAUCUGACCUCAAGCAUCUCAAAAACGCGAAGGGAUGCAUACACUCAGACUUUGUCACAACAGGAAACCUCAUCUGAAGAGCAUUCCUCCCAUCCCGAUUAUGAUUUGCUUGAAGCACAAAAAAGUGUCUUUGUGGCUCAGCUAUGUGAGCUCUAUACUUUACUUCAUGUCGUUUUUGCGUAG